Messenger RNA from Dibothriocephalus latus, 294 nucleotides. Lineage: Eukaryota; Metazoa; Platyhelminthes; Cestoda; Diphyllobothriidea; Diphyllobothriidae. The record is from the annotation of a GenBank genome assembly.
AUGUUUCGUCCAAAUCGUAACGGCGCAGGAUUGUACGACAAAAAUGGCAUUGACCUAAAGGAUGUCCCACUAAAAGAGAUAUCUGUUCACGCAGAGAUGCACGACCUGGUUGCUGAUGUUACCUGCAAACUCGUCUACAAAAAUGACUCCAAGGAUUUGGUUGAGACACAGUUUGUCUUUCCGAUUGACGCGAACGCCGCUAUUUACCAUUUCGAGGCAGAGAUUUGCAAAACGCGUCUUGUGGCAAAGUGUCGAGAACGGCUUGAGGUAAGCUUUUUGAAUAAAGUACUAUAA